Molecule: messenger RNA, 465 nt
Organism: Eremothecium gossypii ATCC 10895
Lineage: Eukaryota; Fungi; Ascomycota; Saccharomycetes; Saccharomycetales; Saccharomycetaceae
Product: ADL398Cp
Exons: 1
Coding region: 1-465 (154 amino acids)
Source: RefSeq, marked provisional
AUGAAGUUUAUUUCCAGCAUGCUCCUAGGCGCCGCCGCUCUUGCGAAUGUCGCUCUUGCUGACUCUGAAGAGUUUAACUUUCUAGGCUUGAGAUCUGGAUCCAAGUUCCACUUCUCCUCCGUUCACGCCGACAACGGUGCUUUGAAGCUUGGCGGCAAGGGUGAGGCUUUGUCUGCUGUGAUCACGGACAAUGGAAAGUUGAGACUCUCGGACGGUAAGUACGCUGUUGUGACGGCUAGUGGCCCAAUUAUUGAGGGGUCCGAGCAGGAUGCCUCGACCGGGUUCUCUGUUGCAGAGGGCUACUUGAAGUACGCUGGUAACUCUGCAUUUGUACCUAUUUCUGUCGGCGAUAGCUACGAACUCUCUGUCCGUCCAAUGGACCCUUCGGAUAUCGCGAUCAGCAUCCGCGCCCAGUCCAAGACAAACGUUGGCGCGGCGAUUCCAGACUUUCUAGCAAACCUUUAA